Molecule: messenger RNA, 838 nt
Organism: Hibiscus syriacus
Lineage: Eukaryota; Viridiplantae; Streptophyta; Magnoliopsida; Malvales; Malvaceae
Product: vacuolar protein sorting-associated protein 29-like
Exons: 4
Coding region: 133-708 (191 amino acids)
Biological process (GO): intracellular protein transport; retrograde transport, endosome to Golgi
Cellular component (GO): retromer complex; endosome
Source: RefSeq, a predicted model, not a curated record
AAAAAGAAUCAAAUUAAAGAGACUUGUUUAUAUUUUUCUCCUUUUUUGUGUACUUCUGGGUUUACUCCCAAAAUUCCAACCCAAAUCCUUCACUAUUAUUGGUAGAUAUUAGAAGAAGAAGAAGAAGAGAAGAUGGUCCUGGUUUUGGCUUUGGGGGAUCUACAUAUACCUCAUCGGGCGGCUGAUCUCCCCCCGAAAUUCAAGUCCAUGCUGGUUCCCGGCAAGAUCCAACACAUCAUUUGCACUGGCAAUCUUUGCAUCAAGGAGGUUCAAGAUUACUUGAAGACUCUCUGCCCUGACUUGCACAUUACCAUAGGUGAAUACGAUGAAGAAACAAGAUAUCCCGAGACCAAGACGCUAACUAUCGGACAAUUCAAGUUGGGAUUGUGCCAUGGUCAUCAGGUUAUUCCCUGGGGUGACCUAGACUCCUUAGCCAUGCUACAGAGACAGCUGGAUGUAGACAUACUCGUGACGGGUCACACCCACCAGUUUACCGCAUACAAACACGAAGGUGGGGUUGUUAUAAACCCGGGAUCUGCUACCGGCGCAUAUAGCAGUAUCACUUAUGAUGUCAACCCAAGCUUUGUCCUGAUGGAUAUCGACGGGCUACGUGUCGUGGUCUAUGUCUAUGAACUCAUCGACGGAGAGGUUAAAGUCGACAAGAUCGAUUUUAAGAAGACAGCCACCACAACUCACUCUGCCCAUUGAACAUUUUAACAGGUUUGUUAUCUGCUGCUGUCGACAUGUUUAUUCGCUCAAAAAGUUUGUCUUGCUGUCUACUGUUAUGUCCUGUUUUUAGAAGCCAUUUUGGAGACACAAUCUCUAAACCUUCUUUCUC